CAAACUUUUCUGAUUCUGCAAAUUCUUCGACCGAAACUACAGCUCCAAAUGCAAAAAAAAAAUCCUACAAAUCUGUCAAAAUUGAAAUUUUUUGCUAAUUUUUCGGCGAUAUUAACAAUCCAUUUUCCUCAAAGGAUCAAUUUUCACAGUCGAUUUCUAAGGAUUUGAAAUUGUUGAAAAGGAAAUUCAUGUUAAGGAAAUCACCAAAAAAAAUAAUGCUUUCACGUAUUGGCCGCUCGACAUCAAAGGCUUCUCGCUCCAAUAUUCACAAAGGUGUUGGAUAUGGUGUGAGGUCGGUGGUGUUGGAUGAAGUGGCAACGCGCGGCGCGUGCAUUACACGCAUUGAUGGCGGGUUAGGGUUUGUGAGAACGUAUUUGGCGGUGAUUGGAGGUGGAAGGCAGGGUUUGGGUAAGGCGUAUUUGUCGGAGAUCGAUUCGGUUUUUGCAAGUUCUAGGCUCAGGAGGUUUUUCUGUAGUGGAUGGCCAAAGAGAAGAAACUAUGAGAACUAUUAUCCAAAUAACAAGAAAGAAAUUCCCAAAGCAAAUAAUAAUCAAAAGGCCGAGUCGGGCGAAGGUUCAGGUGAGCAAGGAAAUCCUCUGGAGAUCGCCAUUAAGCGACACCACAAAUAUCGAACACCCUUAUUAUUUAUUUCGUUUAUUCUGUCAUGUAUCAUCGUGUUUCCUCGAGAGCAGCAGGAGAUUAGCUUCCAAGAGUUCAAAAACAAGCUACUUGAAGCUGGUCUUGUUGAUAGGAUUGUUGUUACUAACAAAUCUGUAGCCAAAGUUUAUGUGAGAAGAUCUGCACAUGAUUCUGAUCAAAUUGGUGAUGACACUGUUCAAGGUCCUGUAACUGGUAGAAAUGAUAGAAGAAAUACGAGCAAGUACAAAUAUUACUUUAACAUUGGGAGUGUCGAGUCAUUCGAGGAGAAGCUUGAAGAAGCACAGGAGGCAUUAAGAAUAGAUCCUCAUAAUUAUGUUCCAGUUACAUAUGUUGAUGAGUUGAAUUUGUUCCAAGAAGUGAUGAGGUUUGGUCCAACAGUGUUGCUUCUUUCUGUCUUUUAUUUUAUGGGACGGAGAGUGCUAAGUGGGAUGGGUGUUGGAGGCCCUGGUGGAAAAGGUGGUCGUGGAAUAUUUAACACUGGCAAAGCUCAUUUCACGAAGAUGGAUAAAAAUGCCAAGAAUAAGGUCUUCUUUAAAGAUGUGGCUGGAUGUGAUGAGGCAAAGCAAGAAAUCAUGGAGUUCGUCCACUUCCUUAAAAACCCGAAGAAAUAUGAGCAGUUGGGAGCCAAAAUUCCGAAGGGUGCUCUUCUAGUGGGUCCUCCUGGAACUGGGAAGACGCUUCUGGCCAAAGCUACAGCAGGAGAGUCUGGUGUACCUUUUCUCUCUAUUUCUGGAUCAGAUUUUAUGGAGAUGUUUGUUGGUGUUGGACCAGCGAGAGUUAGAAGCUUAUUUCAGGAGGCAAGGCAGUGUGCACCUAGUAUAAUUUUCAUUGAUGAGAUUGAUGCCAUUGGUCGAGCAAGAGGGAAAGGUGGCUUUUCUGGAGGACAUAGUGAACGUGAAAGCACUUUAAAUCAACUGCUUGUUGAAAUGGACGGUUUUGCAACCACAUCUGGUGUGGUUAUACUUGCUGGCACAAAUAGAGCUGAUAUAUUAGACAAAGCCUUGUUAAGACCCGGUCGAUUUGAUCGUCAAAUUACCAUAGACAAACCAGACAUAAAAGGCCGUGAUCAGAUAUUCCAGAUCUAUUUGAGCAAGUUGAAACUUGACCAUGAGGCAUCCUUUUAUUCACAGAGGCUUGCUGCUCUAACACCAGGAUUUGCCGGAGCAGAUAUUGCAAAUGUUUGUAAUGAAGCUGCUUUAAUUGCCGCUAGGAAUGAGAGCACAAUAAUUACAAUGCAACAUUUUGAGGCAGCAAUAGAUAGGGUAAUUGGAGGUCUUGAGAAGAAGAAUAAGGUCAUAAGCAAGCUAGAAAGGCGGACAGUUGCCUACCAUGAAUCUGGUCAUGCUGUUGCUGGAUGGUUCUUGGAACAUGCAGAACCAUUACUAAAAGUGACAAUUGUUCCUCGGGGUACGGCAGCCUUGGGAUUUGCUCAGUAUGUUCCUAAUGAAAAUCUUUUAAUGACUAAGGAACAGCUAUUUGAUGUUACAUGCAUGACUCUUGGAGGUCGAGCUGCUGAGCAGGUUUUGAUUGGGAAGAUCUCGACUGGUGCCCAAAAUGAUUUGGAGAAAGUCACCAAAAUGACAUAUGCCCAAGUUGCUGUCUAUGGUUUCAGUGAAAAGGUUGGUCUUCUUUCUUUCCCACAAAGAGAUGAUGGAUUUGAGAUGUCAAAGCCUUACAGUAGCAAGACAGCAGCAAUUAUCGACAAUGAAGUAAGAGAAUGGGUUUCCAAGGCAUAUGACCGCACCGUGCAACUUAUUGAGGAGCACAAAGAACAUGUUGCACAGAUUGCAGAGUUACUACUUGAGAAAGAGGUCCUUCAUCAAGAAGAUUUGGUUCGGGUAUUGGGUGAACGCCCAUUCAAGAGUCAUGAACCCACAAACUAUGAUAUAUUCAAGCAAGGAUUUGAAGAAGAGAACAAAGAAACAAAAGAUAACCCUGAAAAUAAGACUGUAGAAGAUAAUGGAUCACCACCGGUCGUACCUGAGGUUGUUCCAUUAUAGUUGUGGGGUGGUGUAGUUUCUGUCUGGAUAUUCACUUAUUAGAAAGUUGUUGAAGAGAGAAAGAAACACGUCUUGAUAUUAAUAACAAAGAAAUCCUUUUCUCAUUUUGCCCCCAUGAAAUCACGAAGGUCUGAUUGUAUCAGGUUUGUAAGGGCUGUUUCUCUUUAUAGUACUUGCUUACAGGUAUUUCUUGUAACCACUGUAGAAGCCCUACUCUGCAGUACUCUAAUUUACGUGACUUCCAGAGGCUGCAUAAAUUUAAUCUACCAGACAAAACGUGGCUGCAGAAAUCUAGUUUACCAGACUUCCAGUUGCAAUACGUUAUUUCUAACUGUUUCCAAUGCAGUAAAGUGAACCAGAGAAUAAUUGGGCAGGGAAAGGUAGAAGAGGAGACGGGUUAUUGAUGGAAUUGAAUGAAUCUUCUCCCUGAUGGUUGGCGUGCUUAGAAGCAGUUCAUGGUUCCCAUGUAAAAUUCUACGAGGUCGAGUUCAAAUUUCAGCAGAGACCAUAAACGCUACAAUUAUUCGGUAUGUGUGUAAAUGAAAUAUGACAGAUACUCGAAAAAAUAAUCAAGGUGUACAAGCUGACCAGACACAAUCAUAUUUUGUAAAAAGGUCAACUACAUGAAGUGAGAGCGUGGCUUAAGAAGUUGAAGGUUAAGUUAGAAGAUUAGUAGGUAAUUUGGGUGUUAUCACACUUUGUUUCUUUUUCUUCUAUGAAGUUGAAGAUUAAGUUAGAAGAUUAGUAGGUAAUUUGGGUGUUAUCACACUUUGUUUCUUUUUCUUCUAUGUAUAUUACCAUCUGUUAUUUCAUUUGAUUUGUAUUUUGUUGUCA
Molecule: messenger RNA, 3494 nt
Organism: Solanum dulcamara
Lineage: Eukaryota; Viridiplantae; Streptophyta; Magnoliopsida; Solanales; Solanaceae
Product: ATP-dependent zinc metalloprotease FTSH 10, mitochondrial-like
Exons: 9
Coding region: 189-2660 (823 amino acids)
Biological process (GO): mitochondrial protein processing; protein-containing complex assembly
Cellular component (GO): chloroplast thylakoid membrane; m-AAA complex
Molecular function (GO): ATP binding; ATP-dependent peptidase activity; ATP hydrolysis activity
Source: RefSeq, a predicted model, not a curated record